AUGUCCUUAACGCUGAAUGGCCCCAAAAGUCAUAUUGGAUUGUCCAAGAAAACAACGACUAGUAAUGUUACUAAUGCUACUACCAACGGCUCUAGCUCAUCAUCGUUGCAGAUUUCGCAAGACACGCUAAGUACGUGUCGAGAGACAAAAUACUUUAGUUACCAUCAUGGUGCUUCAAUUACUUCUCUUGACUUUGACGAUUCUGGUCAAUACCUCAUAUCAUCGGGUGUAGAUAAGUCAAUUCAACUAUACGAUUGUUACAAAGGAGUACAUUACAAAGACAUUCAAUCCCAAAAAUAUGGAGCGCACUCGGCCAGAUUUACCCACGAAGGUCUCAAUUGUUUAUACGCGUCGACGCCGGACCCAUUGAGCACCACCGAGGCCAACGAAGACACUAUUCGCUACUUGUCACUAUCAUCGAACCAAUACAUUAGAUAUUUUAAGGGCCAUAAAGCCCAGGUAAGCAAUAUUGAGGUUAAUCCUUUGCAAAACACCUUCAUGAGUACAAGUUUUGAUAAAACAAUCAAGUUUUGGGAUCUCAAGGCAUCAACGCCAACGGGGAGCUUAAGUGUUGGUAAUAAUAUUGUAGCAGGCUACGACCCUCAAGGAAUAGUUGUUGGAGUAGGCAAUGGCCCCUCUUUAACGGAUGGUUCUAGGAUCGGGAAAAUCAGCUUGUACAACCUUAAGAACUACGAUAUGGGUCCAUUUAUAGAAUGCCAAGUAGCAUGCAUGCCCAAACAAGUUUGGAAUAAGCUCGAAUUUUCAAAUAACGGGAAACUCAUUUUGAUAUCUACAGACACUUGCGAGCACUACAUUUUAGAUGCAUUUCUGGGUAAAACACUAGCCAUUAUCCGACUAACAUACAGGAAAGAUGACAGAUGGAUGUCUACGAAAUAUCCAUACUCUGGAUGUUGUUCUUUCACUCCUUGUGGCAAAUAUGUGUUGGUAGGCAGCCCGAAACAUAUCAUCCAUAUCUUCAAUAUGGCUGAUCUAAAGCCAAACGCAGAAAAGCCCACAAUAUUCUCCAGGUCUACAGAAGUGCUCAAAUCAUCACAUGGCGUGCCAAAGAUUGUAAUGUUUAAUCCAAAGUUGUACACUUUUGCAUCUGCCGAUACAGGUGUCACACUUUGGCAGCCACAGGAAGAAUAA
Messenger RNA from Lodderomyces elongisporus, 1149 nucleotides. It is a transcript of the gene SWD2, whose product is annotated as WD-repeat containing protein. The transcript has a single exon. Bases 1 to 1149 code for a protein of 382 amino acids. Lineage: Eukaryota; Fungi; Ascomycota; Pichiomycetes; Serinales; Debaryomycetaceae. The record is from RefSeq and is a predicted model, not a curated record. Gene Ontology annotation, molecular function: protein binding; chromatin binding. Gene Ontology annotation, cellular component: Set1C/COMPASS complex.